UCAUCCACCGUGUCAUUUCAAAAGCCAAGUGAGGAGGCUGGGAAAGCUGUGCACUACAGUUGUUCUGAAAUCCACACUGUUUUUCGUUCUGGACUCCAGAGGUUACACCCAGGAUCACAAUAACCUCUCUUUUGGACAGAAAAUUAACUGGCAGCAAGACAUCAUGGAAGACUUUGACUACUUCUUUGAUGGAUUUGAGAAUUACACUUAUCCCUUUGAGUAUUCUCAAGAAGAGCUGGAGUUGGGAGAGAAAGCUCACCUGGGAGCUGUGCAGUGGAUUUCCCUUGCAUUAUAUAGCCUAGCAUUUGUCCUGGGGGUGCCAGGAAAUGCCAUUGUCAUCUGGUUCACAGGGUUUAAGUGGGAAAAGACAGUCGCCACUCUCUGGUUCCUCAAUCUGGCCAUUGCGGAUUUCAUCUUUGUUCUCUUCCUACCUCUUUACAUCUCCUAUGUGGCCAUGAAUUUCCAUUGGCCCUUUGGCACCUGGCUGUGUAAAGCCAACUCCUUCAUUGCCUUGUUGAACAUGUUUGCCAGUGUGUUUUUCCUCACGGUGAUCAGCCUGGACCGUUAUAUUCAUCUGAUUUGCCCUGUCUUCUCUCAACGUUACCGAACACUAAAGAACGCCCUUUUUGUCAUUGGCAUGGUCUGGCUGGUGGCAGUUAUAAUUGGUAGUCCCACCCUGUACUUCCGAGAAACUCUUGACCUCAACAACCACACCAUCUGCUACAACAAUUUCCACCCGAAUGAUACCGGCAUUAUUUUAAUGAGGCACCAUGUUCUGACCUGGACAAAAUUUGUUUUGGGUUACCUCCUGCCCCUGCUCACCAUGAUUAUUUGUUACUCACUUCUUGCCCUCCAGGUGAAGAAGAGAGUGACCCUGACCUCCAGCAAGCACUUCUGGACAAUAUUGGCCGUGGUGCUGGCCUUUGUGAUUUGUUGGACCCCCUUUCACCUCUUUAGCAUUUGGGAGCUGUCAAUUCACCAUAGCAGCCACUUUCACCACGUGCUUCAGGCAGGACUCCCCCUCUCUACUGGUUUGGCCUUCUUCAACAGCUGUCUGAACCCUCUUCUUUAUGUCUUGAUUAGUAAGAAGUUUCAGGCUCGCUUCCGGACUUCAGUUGCUGAGCUCUUAAAGCAUACGUUACGUGAGGUCAGCUGGUCCGGGACAACGAGUGAACAGUUUAAACACUCAGAGGCCAAGAACCUGUGCCUCCUAGAAAUGACUCCAUGAGGAGGGUCCCCAAAAUUGAAGCUAAAACAAAAGAAACCCAAACUGACCAUGACAUGACAUGCCAGUAAGAAGCAACUGGUUUUUGUUUUUGUUAUUUUUUUUAAUAAAAUAAGCAAGCCAGGCAAAUACUGGCUAGUUAACCACUUUAUCAGUGAGCCAUUCUUCUCUUAUUUUUCCACUGUGCAGUAUAGCUUUUGUGUGUGGAUGUGCCUGUUUAUGGGUAUCUCCUAACUAGGAUAUCUUUGAAUCAAAUCUAAUUACAAGAUAUCCAGUAAGCCAUUUUUCUAUGUUGACUGAGGCAGCCCUAUUUAGGGUUGCCAUAGAUGUGGGAAGAAGCUUUUUUAAUUUGAUUCUUGCUCAUUACACUACACUGACAUAAUCUCUGAUUUUGAAGCAUUUUAUUAUUUUCUUAGAAUAACUUAAAAGAUCCUGGAGUCUAUAAUUAAAGAUAAGAUAGAUUUUUUUUUUACAAGAAUACUAAGGUAUAUGCUGCUUCUAACGUUCGUUUUCAUUUUUGCAGAUAGCCUCACAGACAUAUUCACAAUGUUACAAAUAGGUUUAUUCUUAAUUAUAUGUAAUUCGUGCAUUCUGCCAGAGAAUGUAUGUUAUAUUCAUUUAAAGUUUAUUACUAGGAAUUUAAAUAGAUUCUCAAAACUGGUGUUAUGUGUAUGUGUGUGAGUGGAUGUUAAGAACAUCAUAAACCCACAAGGUUGACAUCUAAGUAGACAAUAGACUUGGACAAAAGAUAAUGGGAAAAAUAUAGAAUUUGGAACCAAAAGAACUGGGAUUGAAUGUUGACUUUGAUCUCUACCAACUCCAUGACAUUGGACAAGUUACUUCACCAUUCUAGGCCUCAGUUCCUUAUCUUUAAAAUAAGGAAGUUGGAAUAGAAGAUGAACUAUAAGGUUCCUUCUAACUCUGCAUCCUAUGAUCCUAUAAUAAGUUCAUAAAAUGAAGGCUUUGAUGACGCAUUAGCUUCAUUCCACUAUUUCUCCAUAUUGUAACUUUUUAAAAAGUCCAAGCAAUAAUGCACAAGAGUCAUCUUAAAGAAAAACAAUUCAAUUCAACAAAGUAAAGUGCCUACUGUAGGCAAGGCAUCAUGCUAGGUACUGGGGACACAAAGAAAAAAAGAAAUGAAUAAUCCUGCCUUCAAGGAGCUUACAUUCUACUGGAAUGUUCACAAGUACAUACAAAUGUAACCCAAGCCUCAAAGCACAUUUAUAUGAGGCUCUCCUAUUUGGUGGAAAUUGAUUAUUUAAUGAUCUCUACCUGUCAAGAAGUAGAGUUGGUAUCUAGGGGGCAGCUAGGUGGCGCAGUGGAUAGAGCACCAGCCCUGGAUUCAGGAGGACCUGAGUUCAAAUCUGG
Vombatus ursinus (common wombat) is the source of this 2593-nucleotide messenger RNA. It is a transcript of the gene CMKLR2, whose product is annotated as G protein-coupled receptor 1. The transcript is spliced from 2 exons. Lineage: Eukaryota; Metazoa; Chordata; Mammalia; Diprotodontia; Vombatidae. Gene Ontology annotation, biological process: inflammatory response; phospholipase C-activating G protein-coupled receptor signaling pathway; positive regulation of cytosolic calcium ion concentration. Gene Ontology annotation, cellular component: plasma membrane. Bases 164 to 1228 code for a protein of 354 amino acids. The record is from RefSeq and is a predicted model, not a curated record. Gene Ontology annotation, molecular function: complement receptor activity; G protein-coupled receptor activity.